AGUUUUGUCACAAAUUGGUAAUCAAUGGCAAAAUUGGGAGUUUUGUUGCUUUCCGUGCUUUUGGUGUCAUUUCUGUCGGAUAUACACGCCGUCCAGAAAAGAGAUCAUAACGAUUAUGCAAAGAACCCUCAUCCGAUAGUGUGUUACUUUGGCAGUUGGGCAUUCUACCAUAAGGCCGAGAAGUUUGAUGUCUCUGAUAUUAACUACGAUUUGUGUACACACGUUAACUACGGUUUUGCUAAAAUCGAUGAAUACAACUAUGAAAUCCAAAUGUUUGAUCCCUGGCUGGAAGACCAUUUCCAGGCGUACCAGAGAUUCAUUGACCUGAAGAAAAAGAACCCGAACUUAACGACAAUGAUAUCAUUGGGCGGUUGGUAUGAGGGGUCAGAGAAGUACUCAGAUAUGGUUACCAAUCCUGAUAUCAGAAAGAGAUUUGUGAAGAGUGCCGUUGAAUUCUUGGAUAAACACAAUUUUGAUGGCCUGGACUUAGAUUGGGAACAUCCGGCCGCCAGAGGCGGCGCGAGUAGUGAUAAAGAGAAUUAUAUCAAACUUUUGGAAGAAUUGAAGGAAGCGUUUGAACCGAAAGGAUAUCUCCUGACGGCCGCCGUAUCUCCAGGAAAGGGAACAAUUGAUGCGGCAUUUGUUGUGCCAAAACUGAAUGAACUGCUCGAUUGGGUAAAUGUGAUGACGUACGACUACCAUGGUGGGUUUGACAACUAUUUGGGACACAACGCACCCAUAUAUCACAGACCGGAAGAAAAUGAAGAGUUGGAGAGACAAUUACCUCCAAUGGAUUACACGCACUUCACUGUCGACUAUACUAUCAAUUAUUUCCUAAGUCUGGGUCUGUCUAAGGAGAAGAUGAUAAUGGGAGUGCCCUUCUAUGGCAGGGGUUGGACUCUUAUGGACGCUCAACACAAUCAUCUUCACGACGAGGCAAAGGGUAUGUCACCCGCGGGUUGGAUAGGUGGUGAGCCCGGAGUGUUGGGCUACGACGAGUUAUGCCAAAUGUUCAAUAAAAACGGCAGCGAUUGGCACCACACGGGAGACCCCUAUUAUUUGGCUCCUUAUUCGUGGACUAAUGAGAUAUUUAUCGGACACGAAGACAAGAAGAGUCUUAAAUGCAAAAUCGCAUACUUGAAGAGCAAGAAAUUGAAGGGAGCGAUGGUUUGGGCGCUUGAAAACGACGACUUCAAGAACCGUUGCGGUGAAGGAGCGUAUCCUUUGCUUAACACUGUUUACGAUAUGCUUAACGGCAAAGACAGCGGAUCUAUGGAGUGUCCCUACGGAGACAUUUACCCGCCGACUGUGCCUCCGACAACCACUACCACCACAACUACCACUACUACCACAACAACACCCGCCCCGACCACACCAACCGAUCCGCCGACAACACCAACCACUCCGCCGACACCUUCCCCGACAACACCCACAACUGCGCCGACACCGCCGCCAACCACUCCCACAACACCAGCGCCGCCGACCCCAACACCCGAACCAAUUGACGUCAUUUGUUCCCGCGAUGGGUAUAUGGAGUAUCCCAACGAUAUCCAUAAGUACUAUCAGUGCGAGAAUACAGGACCCCAUCAAUGGAGAUUAACUCUGAAGCCGUGCCCACUCGGCCCGUCCGGUGAACAACUGGUUUGGCACCAGAAGCUCAGGAGAUUGUGUUAUUUUGGGAGUUGGGCACACUAUCAUCAGGAGGAACCCUUCGACAUCGAGGACAUUAAUUACGAUUUGUGUACUCAUAUUAACUAUGGUUUUGCCAAAAUUGAUGAAUACACGUAUGAGAUACUGGCGUUUGAUCCCUGGCUUGACGAGCACUUGCAGUCUUACCAGAGAUUUGUCGAUCUGAAGAAGAAGAACCCGAACUUAACGACAAUGAUAUCGUUGGGCGGUUGGUAUGAGGGGUCAGAGAAGUACUCAGAUAUGGUUACCAACGCUGAAAUCCGACAUAAGUUUGUGAGAAGUGUUGUCACUUUUUUGGGUAAAUACAACUUCGAUGGCCUGGACUUGGAUUGGGAAUACCCGGGCAAUAGAGGCGGCGCUACCACUGAUAAAGACAAUUAUAUCCAACUGUUGACUGAAUUAAGGGCUGCUUUUGAACCGCACGGAUAUCUAUUGACAGCCGCUCUCUCACCGGGAAAGCAAACGAUAGACUCGGCAUAUAUUGUGCCAAAACUGAAUAAACUGCUCGAUUGGGCAAAUGUGAUGGCAUACGACUACCAUGGUGGUUGGGAGGACUUUCUCGGCCACAACUCACCACUUUUUAGCCGCCCCGACGAGACCGACGAACUGAGUGAAAAAUAUGGCGUUAACUUCAAGUGGUUUACAGUCGACUAUACUAUUCAUUAUUACCUAAAUCUGGGUUUGUCUAAGGAUAAGAUGGUAAUGGGAGUGCCCUUCUAUGGCCGGGCGUGGACUCUGUUGAAUGAAACGCAAAUAAAUAUUCACGAUUACGCUAAAGGUAUGGCACCGGCCGGUAAAAUAUCACACGAGCCGGGAGUGCUCGGCUAUAAUGAGUUAUGUCUGUUGGAGAAACAGCAUCCGCAAGAGUGGCACAACUCGUACGACAAGUACUAUAUGGCACCGUAUGCCUGGACUAAAGACAUAUUCAUUGGCUUUGAUAACGAGGACAGUAUUCAAUGCAAAAUAGCGUUUCUCAAGUUAAUGGGUUUGAAGGGAGCGAUGAUUUGGUCGCUGGAAAACGACGACUUCAAGUCCCGGUGCGGUUCGCUUAAGUACCCCCUCUUAAGGAAAGUGCAUUCAAUGCUCAACGGAGACGAAAUACAUUCAAUGGAGUGUAAAUACGGCGAUCUCUUCCCCACUACUCCCAAACCCACUUCACGCCCGACCACAACCACUACAACACCCAAACCUACACCACCGCCCACUCAAACCCCCACUGAGCCGCCCCUCCCCACCACUUCUAAGAGUCCGAUCGACUACUGGUGCUCGAAGGAUGGAUAUAUGCCCGAUAGUACUGACCCACAUGUGUUUUAUCAGUGCGAAUGGAUCCCAGGCAAGGGCUGGUGGUUGCAUAAAAUGAUUUGUCCAGGUGUGACCAAUUGGAAUCAGGAUACUUUGAAGUGCGAUAAAUAAUAAAUUUAUUGACUGG
Medioppia subpectinata is the source of this 3118-nucleotide messenger RNA. The record is from the annotation of a GenBank genome assembly. NCBI's taxonomy places the organism in Eukaryota, Metazoa, Arthropoda, Arachnida, Sarcoptiformes, Oppiidae.